Messenger RNA from Diprion similis, 749 nucleotides. RefSeq lists its product as uncharacterized. Lineage: Eukaryota; Metazoa; Arthropoda; Insecta; Hymenoptera; Diprionidae. The coding region runs from base 96 to 629 and encodes 177 amino acids. The transcript has 5 exons. The record is from RefSeq and is a predicted model, not a curated record.
AAUUCAAAUCUUGUUUGAAGUUUACUGUAACGAUAGGUUAUGUUUAACCAGCGUAUGUUUUAUUUACUGUCGAAUGAUCAUUGAAAAUAAUAUAAAUGGAAGUCGCAGGGGAAAAUCCAGAUUUAGUGAUAAACUUGCUGCGCCGUCACCGAGAGCUAGAGAAUGACAAUGACUUGAAUCGCGAGACUAUGAUCAAGAUUGAACAAAACGUAAAACUAAAGGAACUGCAAAGUUUACACGACAAACAGCUGCAAAUCAAAGAGAAUAUUAAUAAGAAUUUAAAAAGUAUUGUCAUGCAGAAGCAUGGGUUGCAGAAAGUCAUUGAUGGCUCGAAAGACAAUGCACCUAAGUUGCCAGUUACGUACAAAUCUAAACAGGAAGCUAUCAACUUGGUAUCAAACGCCAUUAAUUUUGUGAACAAAUUUUCUGAAGUUCAAAAAUCCAUUGAGCCAGAAAAUGAGGUUGAUGUUAACCAACUGUGUAAAAAAAUUAACACAUAUGGUGAGUCUGUGAAUCAAGAAUUGAGCCGGUGUAAAAUUCUCGUUGAUCAAGUGGGAACAUUUAGGGAGAACACGGAAAUAAUAAAAAACCACUGCUUUCUUCCAUGCGAUGAGGAUCCAGGCUUGUAGAUGAAGAAAGGCGUGAUGCUACCUAUAGAUUUACAUCAUUUUACAAAAGUUUUUUUAUACAUUUGUAACAACUUGGCCAACUGUAAUGAAUGGAUAAUACAUGAUUAUAUCGUAUUGAAA